AUGCCGAGCACACUUGCGAUCGACGGGGCGGAGCGGCCCGGAUGGAAAUUUUCAUCGACACGCCCCGCUCCGGACCCGCGAUUUCGCAAGUAUCAUGCCGAGGGUCUCAUGGUUGGAGUUGGAAGAUUACGACAAUCAAAGAAGCGUCUAAAAUACCGCCACACAUUCGUGCUUCUACACAACACAACAACUAGUGAAGCUCGUCGCGGGGUUCGUCGAGCUCUUCGCGCCUCCACCUCGCACUUCUCAGCGAUAUCUCGACUUGAUCGCGCGCGCUGCGCCUCUCGCUGCGAGCCAGUCGCGUUCUGCGUCUUCAGCAUGUCUCUCGUCAUCAAAACUGCUCCAGCUCGUCGUCGUCGACGACGACAACUUCAAUUUCAAGAGUUUCACGCCGCGCCAAAACAUAUUUGA
Caenorhabditis bovis is the source of this 411-nucleotide messenger RNA. The record is from the annotation of a GenBank genome assembly. Lineage: Eukaryota; Metazoa; Nematoda; Chromadorea; Rhabditida; Rhabditidae.